GCCGGCUCAAACAACUGGCUAGCGAAGCGAAUCAUAUUUUUCCGGAAGGCGUUCAGGAAGGUGAGAAUCAUUGUAUCGUGUAGCGUCACGAGGUAGAUCUACUCUGCCUUGUUGUGUCCUUACCAUCGAGCGGUUGUUUCCGCUGGCUUCCAUCUCCCAGCUGUGUUUUGAUGAAAGAUCGUCCGUGAAGAAAUGAUUUUCUGAACGAAUAGGGUAAAUAUUAGGUGACAGUUCAGACUCCAGUUGCCAAUUAUUUGGAACCUUGCCAUUAUUGCGGGCUCUCAAGCAGGGCUGUGCAUGGGCUGAACUGUAGCGGCGCCAUGCCAUGAUGGACACAUCGGAGAGCUUCAAAACUACUGCAAUGGCGAACGCCAGCACUGACCAACCAAGUGUGUAUGAUCCUCACAGCCUAGCAGCGGACCCAGCAAUGGCUGGUAUGUCGCAUGCGGAGGCGGUUCUUAUCGGCUCAGCCGUUGCAGUAGGCGGAAACCUUCUGAUCAGCGUAUCUAUGAACGCACAGAGAUUUGCCCAUACGAGUCAGCAACAGCAACGCGAUGCGGACGGUGCGGAGAAGUCACGUAGUAGUUACCUGUGUAACUGGAUUUGGUGGGUCGGCCUCCUUUUGAUGGUGGGCGGUGAACUUGGGAACUUUGCAGCAUAUUCCUUUGCGCCAGCAUCAGUCGUGGCGCCCCUAGGCAUGACAACAGUUUUAGCAAAUGCAGCUAUAGCAGUCGUAUUCUUGAAGGAGACAUUACAUGCUGAUGACAUACUUGGUGCAUUCAUGGCUGUUAUCGGCGCCUUCCUAAUUAUCAAUUUCAGUGGCAAGGAGGAGCCCAGCGCUGGUCUUAGUGGGCACAUUCUAAUAGGGUAUCUCAAGCAGCCAGUACUAAUCACCUACUUGAGUGUUGAACUUCUUGCAGUGGCAUUAAUCUGGUACAUACGGGAGACGAAGAACCUGAAAAGUGUUGUUCUAACACUAUUGAUGUCAUCAUUGAUUGGUUCUUGGACAGUGAUAGCUGCCAAGGCAGUGGCUGGACUGUUGCGUAUGACUCUGAGAGGCCAUAGUCAAUUCGGUCAGCCUAUUUUCUACAUUAUGAUCGUGAUCCUGGCAGUCACUGCUGUUUUACAAGUAAAGUUUUUGAACCAAGCCAUGAUCGACAAUCCAGCGACGGUAGUUGUUCCAACUAACUUUGUUUUCUUCACGGUCAGCGCGAUUAUUGGUGGUGUUGUCUUCUACCAGGAAUUUCGAGGAUUACACAUGCUUGAGAUCCUGAUGUUCACUAUAGGGUGCUGCCUAUGCUUUGCUGGGGUGCGCUUCAUCACACUGGCUCACAACGCUGCUCCAUUGCAGAAGUCCCAAAGCCUAUCGCCGUACAUAUCAGCACCACCUACUUUGUUUGGACUUGCUGCUGAUGAGAAUCGAUUCAUCCUCAUCCAUGGAGGCAGUAGCAGCCACGACAGCUCGCCAAGUCGCGGGGUGCCGCCGGACCACAAAUAGGAGCUGAGCUCAGCAAGGCGAGAGGUAGGAUCACGGAUAUGAUCCCGGUGGAGGUGCAGUGAUGCUGCGGGCACUUGAACCGCAUCCAGAACUGCUGCAGAAAGUUAUAGUACAAUGUCGUCGGCGAAGGUGUGCGGAUGUCACAGUGAAGCUGCAUCUCUUUGCCAGACCUAGGGAUAUUGGAGCAGCACAGUGAUGUUUUCUGUUCCAAUCAGUACUGUACUCAAAAUCAGGUUUGUCACGGACUACUGCUCACAAGCAGCCAAGCAGGUUGCAUUCGAAUGACAUCACCCGGAGAAGCCCUUUGUGUUUGGCCACGUUGCUUUAAUAGCAAGAAAGAAAAUACGCUAUCACUAUUCCUAUUCUAACUUUUGACUAUUUGCUUUUGUGUACAAUCCCAUGCUAUUAUUUCCUCUUCCAGUUUUAUGUGAAAUGUCCGAAAUCCACCCUUUAGCUUUGUCACAUUCAACCUUGAGAAGAAGCGAUUCAGAUUCUAUCCUCUUGCUCUGGGCAUUGAACACCAACUACUAGUAUACAGCAAGGCGGUUAGUUGAACAGACUUGAAGAUUAAACUGUA
Molecule: messenger RNA, 2075 nt
Organism: Sycon ciliatum
Lineage: Eukaryota; Metazoa; Porifera; Calcarea; Leucosolenida; Sycettidae
Product: NIPA-like protein 2
Exons: 13
Coding region: 326-1498 (390 amino acids)
Biological process (GO): magnesium ion transport
Cellular component (GO): membrane
Molecular function (GO): magnesium ion transmembrane transporter activity
Source: RefSeq, a predicted model, not a curated record